UUACAGCACUCUAAGCCCAGCGACCUGCAGCUUUAUAUAGAGCUAAAUUUACCAAAACUCUACGUUGUUUCCUGAGCUCUCACAAUUGGCCAGGCGAUCUGUGCUCGUAGAGUUAUAAGGUCGGGGAGGACCUCCUACCACUUUUAAACUGGUGUUUGACGCGCAGCUGAGGAGAGAUAGAGAGAGAGGCAGACAGGGGAGAACCGUGAAAGCACUUGAAACUCUGGCGCGGCUGCCGCUCCGCUCAACUCGGACCGAGACAGCUCGUUGUGUUUGUUAGUUCGCCCCCCCCCCAAAAAAACGAUGGCCUUGUCAGGAGUGAUGCUGCCCUCAUUUUCGACGUUCUCUAACCAAAGAGAAAAAAACUGGGAAAAUAGGUGGAAAGGAGAGAUGGACAAGCUCGCACCUACGAGUUGCUCCAUGCUUGAACUGGUACAGAGCCUGGACAGCCAGAGCAAGAAGGACGAGGAGGAUCUGAGCAAUUACUUGGACCUGGAUUUUAUUCUCUCCAACACGACGGGACUAGACAGCGCGGUGGAAUACGUCGGCGCGGCCGAUGCCGGCAUGUACACGGCAAGCGGGAACUCCGUGCCGCAGUUCCCCGCCGAGGACCACCGCUCCCCGCCUCCUCCCUACGGCGCCAGCCUCAUGACGGAGCUGCUCCGCUCCGACGCGCCCGGCGGCUACAGCGUGACGCGCAACCCCGGCGUUCAGGGGAGAUUUUACGUCAACGCGUCGCAGUUCCCCCGUCCGGAGAACAUCAAGAUCGAGCCGGCCAUGGACAGUUACGGCCCCGUUCUGGGCAUGGUCCCCCAGAGCUGCAGCAGAAUCAAGCAAGAGGGCAACGUGUCGUGCAUGAUGUCCUUCGAGCAGCCCCGGGUGGCCAUCUCCCCGCGGGCGGCCAGCAGCAUGACCCCGCCGCUGAGCCCCGACGACCAGCAAGCCACGGACUGCCAGGCGCAGCUGUGCUUCCAGCAGAAAUACCACCCGGCCGCGUCCUUCCAGCACCACCCGCAGGCUCCGCAGAUGCAGAUGCCCUACCACGCUCCGCACCCGGGCUUCGGGAUGUACGACGAGGGUCUCGCCCUGCAGCCCGCCGGCGCGCAGAGGGUGAUGCUCACCCCUCCCUCGUCCCCGCUGGAGCUCCUCGAGUCCAAGCCCAAGAGAGGGAGACGUACGUGGCCGCGGAAGCGCACGGCGACGCACACCUGCACGUUCGCCGGCUGCGGGAAAACCUACACCAAGAGCUCACACCUGAAGGCACAUCUGCGAACUCACACCGGUGAGAAGCCAUACCACUGCAGCUGGGAAGGUUGCGGGUGGAAGUUCGCCCGCUCCGACGAGCUGACCCGUCAUUUUCGUAAACACACCGGACACAGACCCUUCCAGUGCCACCUGUGCGAGCGCGCCUUCUCCAGGUCUGACCAUUUGGCGCUCCACAUGAAGAGACACAUGUGAAGGAGCUCACCAAAGGACUUGAGGGUGUUCACAAAAAAGGGGGGGAUGUAUUAUUUUGUAUUGUGAUUCAGUUGUAUUUUUAUUUAAAAUGCUCUCCAUGUGGCCAAAUUCUGUUUAUAUAUAUAUAUAUAUAUAUAUAAUAUUGACUUAAAAAAAAACGUUUUAGUGUAUGUUUUUUUUUUUAAAUAAUGUAGCUGGUACUACUUUGGUUGUAUAAAGAAAGCUUUGGAAAAGCUUUGUUUGCUUAAGAGCAGGCAGACCAAGAAGGGGCUGGCCCUGUAUAUACUACUCUUCUUUGACAGAACUGGAACGCUGUGUUUGACACAAAAAGUGCCUUUCUAUGACUGUGCUACUGUAAAACUCUUUGUAACAGAACGACGUGGCCAAAAAAAAAAA
Messenger RNA from Fundulus heteroclitus (mummichog), 1854 nucleotides. It is a transcript of the gene klf2b, whose product is annotated as Kruppel-like factor 2b. Gene Ontology annotation, molecular function: DNA-binding transcription factor activity, RNA polymerase II-specific; RNA polymerase II cis-regulatory region sequence-specific DNA binding. The transcript is spliced from 3 exons. Gene Ontology annotation, biological process: regulation of transcription by RNA polymerase II. NCBI's taxonomy places the organism in Eukaryota, Metazoa, Chordata, Actinopteri, Cyprinodontiformes, Fundulidae. The record is from RefSeq and is a predicted model, not a curated record. The coding region runs from base 304 to 1458 and encodes 384 amino acids.